Tribolium castaneum (red flour beetle) is the source of this 907-nucleotide messenger RNA. RefSeq names its product boudin (gene bou). Gene Ontology annotation, biological process: sleep; positive regulation of voltage-gated potassium channel activity; regulation of synaptic transmission, cholinergic. The record is from RefSeq and is a predicted model, not a curated record. Lineage: Eukaryota; Metazoa; Arthropoda; Insecta; Coleoptera; Tenebrionidae. The transcript is spliced from 4 exons. Bases 173 to 733 code for a protein of 186 amino acids.
GCAGCCGUGAAUCGCCACCAUUGUGUUCCGAGCCUUCGUCCCUCCACUUUCACAUUGACCACCUGUUCGAAGACCACGCAACGUUUACAUUAUUGUGUUGUAGAGGUGUGGUUAUGAAUCACAAAGCUCUAAACUAAAAACUGUUGUUAUCCCCAUUUUUUGGACUUCUGACAUGAAGGUGUACAUUUUUUCGGUCACCAUCGCUCUCUACCUUCACACUUCUGGGGCAAUAGAUUGCUACCAGUGUUCAGGCAGUGAUCCAAAAAAGCCAUUUCAGUGCAACGAGUGGCUGAGUAGCGACAUUGACAUAAAACCAGAGCCAUGUGACGACGUCUAUGACGCCAAAUAUUGUAUCAAACACAUUGGCAGAUUCGAAGCUUCAGCUCUUUCCUGCUAUCAGUGUGCCGCUCAUGAAACUAUAGACUGCUCAGAUGGGAUGAUUCACUUCGGUGGUUUACAGCCACAGAGUUGCAACGACGUUUUUGAAGCACAAUAUUGCAUUAAAUCCACCAGUUUGGACGGAGGAAUCGGCGCUAAAAGAUUUUGUUCGUCGUUGGAUUUGGGGAAUUACUGCAAUUACGUCAAACAACCAGGCGACAUUUUGCAAUACCGCACGUGUGUAUUCACGUGCACUGGUGAUGGGUGCAACCCAUCAACUACCAUCACACCCAACUGUGUUCUUCUCGUCACUUGCAUACUCACCUUUGUCUAUAAAAUAAUCGUAAUCAGGUAGAUUGAGAAACUUUAUUUCAUUAAAAGUAAAAAGCAACUGAUGUAAAGGUACAAAAGCCUGUCAUAAAUAUUCCUAAAUCUGAAGCACACUUAUUCAGCUUUUUUCAGUGAGAGAACCUAAAAUUAUGUAUAACGAACUGUAGUUUUACAAUAAAUGUAUGUGACUUAAACAAUA